Cylicocyclus nassatus is the source of this 1183-nucleotide messenger RNA. NCBI's taxonomy places the organism in Eukaryota, Metazoa, Nematoda, Chromadorea, Rhabditida, Strongylidae. The record is from the annotation of a GenBank genome assembly.
UCAAGGUGCAGGUGAUGGAAGGCACACACUAUUCCUAUCGGUAGAGGGAUGGUUUCGCACUCGAUUGCAAUGUUAGAAAUCUUACUUUUUCUGCUCCUGAUCGGUAAAUCAUCUGAAACAAGUUCAAUGGAACACGUCAGGAAGCUGUUGCCAGUGUUAACUACCAGUCUGCGGAAGGGUUCUUGCGGAAAAAUCGCUGUGAUUGGAGGGUCCGUGGAGUAUACUGGUGCACCGUACUUUGCCGCAAUAUCAGCGCUGAAAUUGGGAGCGGAUUUGGUAUAUGUUAUGUGUGCUCCAGAAGCUGCGCCUGUUAUCAAAUCGUUCUCUCCUGAAUUAAUUGUUUAUCCUGGUCUCGACCCUGAUGCGGUCCUACCAAAACUUGAAAGAGUUGACGCUAUAGUUCUGGGACCUGGCUUGGGUCGCAGUCCACAUGUUGCGCCCCUAUUUGAUAAAGUUGUAGAUUUUGUCAUAAAUAAAAACCUCCCUAUGGUGAUGGAUGCGGACGGGUUGUGGUUCCUGAAUGAGUCCAUAAGUAAAGGUAUAAAGCCCUUGCCUUCGGCAAUCCUGACACCCAACAUGGUCGAGUUUUCAAGAUUGUGCGAAUCUGCUCUAGGCGAAAAAGACGUUCUUAAAAUAAAAGAUCAGUCGAAACUAGAGGAUCUGGCUUCACGCUUGAGUACUCGCCUAGGCACAUCGCUGUUUGUUAAAGGGAAAGUGGAUAUCAUUACAAAUCCUGAUGGAAAAGUGACUGUGGGACAAGAUGAGGGUUCUCCAAGAAGAUGCGGAGGACAGGGUGAUGUGUCAAGUGGUACACUUGCAAUGUUUCUUCUCUGGGCAACAAGGCAGUCAAGCGCAGAGGAAGCCAAAAAUGCAGCUGGUCUUGCCUGCAGUGAACUUGUUCGUCGUCUCGCCAAAACAACCUACGGGAAAAUGGGACGUUCAAUGAUCACUACUGAUAUGAUCAAUGAGUUGCCCGCACUUUUACGCGAGGUGGACGGAAAAUAGAACUGGUAUCUUGAAUUACUACAAGGGAAGUGUAUUUGCUCGAAGAAGUCUUUCUGAACGAGAUCUACACCGUUAUGGAGAAUACUGAAUGCUGAUUUGCAAUCCAUCUUGAUUAUCUGCCAUGCCCCUUUGGGUGCCGAAUAAGCGUCUUUUGGCUCAUAAAUGGCAAAUGGAACAG